UCUCGUUCGCGUUCAAAAACACUUCUCUCUGUUUUCUUAGGCUCUGCUCUCUUUCUCUCUCUCUCUCUCUCUCUGUGGAAGCUCUGUGCGGGUAUCAAAUGGCGGAUCUGAAGUCAACGUUUCUGAAGGUAUACUCGGUUCUGAAAUCCGAGCUCCUUGAGGACCCUGCUUUCGAGUGGACCCAUGAUUCUCGGCAAUGGGUGGACCGGAUGCUCGAGUACAAUGUGCCCGGAGGGAAGUUGAACAGGGGUUUGUCUGUUAUUGACAGCUACAAAUUGUUGAAAGAAGGAAAGGAAUUAACUGAAGAUGAAAUUUUCCUUGCAAGUGCUCUUGGUUGGUGUAUUGAAUGGCUCCAGGCAUAUUUUCUUGUUCUUGAUGAUAUUAUGGAUAACUCUCACACACGGCGUGGUCAACCUUGCUGGUUCAGAGUGCCAAAUGUUGGUAUGAUUGCAGUAAAUGAUGGGGUUCUACUUCGAAACCAUAUUCCCAGGAUUCUUAGGAAACACUUCAGGGAUAAGGCUUACUAUGUGGAACUGCUUGAUCUGUUUAACGAGGUGGAGUUUCAGACCGCUUCGGGACAGAUGAUAGAUUUGAUUACUACACAUGAAGGAGCAAAAGAUCUGUCCAAAUACAAUUUGUCAGUUCACCGCCGCAUUGUUCAGUACAAGACUGCCUACUACUCAUUUUACCUUUCGGUUGCAUGUGCAUUGCUUAUUUCGGGUGAGAAUCUGGACAACCAUAUUGAUGUGAAGAACAUUCUUGUUGAGAUGGGGGUCUACUUUCAAGUGCAGGAUGAUUAUUUGGAUUGCUUUGGUGAUCCUGAAAAAAUUGGCAAGAUAGGAACAGAUAUUGAAGAUUUUAAGUGCUCUUGGUUGGUGGUAAAAGCACUGGAGCUAAGCAGUGAAGAACAGAAGAAAGUGUUAUAUGAGAACUAUGGGAAAUCAGACCCAGCUAAUGUCGCAAACGUAAAGGCCCUCUACAAAGAGCUUGAUCUUCAGGGUGUAUUUGCGGAGUUUGAGAGCAAGAGCUAUGAGAAGUUGACAGCCUCCAUUGAAGCUCAUCCAAGCAAAGCAGUGCAGGCAGUGUUGAAGUCAUUCUUGGGUAAAAUAUACAAGAGGCAAAAGUAGAGAAGGAGUUAAGCAGCGGUUGGAAGGUGGGGAAUAUUCUCAACCUUUCACCUUGAUUUGUAUUUCUAUUUUUCCAUUUGAAGAAGAAUAAUCUUUUUUUAUCCUAUAUAUUCCUGUAAACAUUUUUGUUGCUGCUGGUUUAGUUUCCAUUUCCAAAUAAAACACGAGUAAUUUUUUA
Molecule: messenger RNA, 1305 nt
Organism: Corylus avellana
Lineage: Eukaryota; Viridiplantae; Streptophyta; Magnoliopsida; Fagales; Betulaceae
Source: RefSeq, a predicted model, not a curated record